Messenger RNA from Medicago truncatula (barrel medic), 5066 nucleotides. RefSeq names its product ABC transporter C family member 8. The coding region runs from base 906 to 4784 and encodes 1292 amino acids. Lineage: Eukaryota; Viridiplantae; Streptophyta; Magnoliopsida; Fabales; Fabaceae. The transcript is spliced from 12 exons. Gene Ontology annotation, biological process: transmembrane transport. Gene Ontology annotation, molecular function: ABC-type transporter activity; ATP binding; ATP hydrolysis activity. The record is from RefSeq and is a predicted model, not a curated record. Gene Ontology annotation, cellular component: membrane.
CUGCCCCAUAUUAAUAAGCCUUAGAUCCUUCCAUGUUCACAACUCAGUCAAUUCUGCUGAGCUAAGAAGCACAAGACAUUCAAUUUCAAGCUCCAAAAAUGACUUACUUUGAGAAUGAGAACACCAUAGAAACUUAUGGAGUAUGAGACUUGCGACUCUGGGCCAAGUAUGUCUUAAAAGUUUAAAUCUUCCAUCAGCACAUCGACAUAACAUCUCCAAAAGCACCAAAAUCAUCUCGCAUGGCUUUCUUCCUUUCCAAUGAAGAAGAAGUUCGGUUAAAACAGAAACACAAUCUGAUUCCACUGCUCUUACUCUUUUUCUCCCGAACUCCACAAGUUGAAUUAACUUUUGUAGUGUUGCUUUUGAUUUUUUUUUUUUUUGUUUAAAUCUGAUCCUUAAGAAGUUGAACUAAUUUGACGAAAAACUGUUUUUAUAUUCUGUAGUUUCGAUGGAUUAACAACUUUUGAUAUAGAUUUCAACAUAAAACUGUGCAUGUUCUUGAAUUGUAGUUACCCGCUUAGAAAAAUCUCAUUGAAGAGUCUAAAAAUUCUCUAUUUUUUAAGUUAAAGAGUGUUAAAACAUUUUUCUGAUAAUUGAAGAUUGUAAAGGAUGUCUAUAGCUUCAUCCUCUGCACCUAUUUUGAACUCAAAAGCAAAACUUCAACGUCAUCAUCGUAAAGGGUAACUUCAAAUUCAAUUGUUUAACAUAAAUAUGAAUAAUGUGUUGUUUGUCACUGUCCAGACUAUAGAGAGUACAAAAUGUGUUUAAAUACUAAGGCAUAAUUGGCCGAAUCUGUGAUCAAUUGUUGUUUUCUGGUGUGCAUUUAAUUAUCGGUUUACUUUAGAGCCGGCUAUGUUUUUCUAACACUACUCAACCUUGGAACAUUGAUUAAUUGUUUCUCUUUAAUGGAUUAUAUAUAUGCAGGUGAUAUUUCUGAGCCAUUGCUAGCUCAGAAAGUUGAAACAAAACAAACAGGACUAGGCCAUGCUACUUUUCUCAGCAAGUUGAUUUUCUCUUGGGUUAAUUCUCUACUCAGAUUAGGUUACUCAAAGCCACUAGAUCUUGAAGACAUACCUUCCCUUGUUUCUGAAGAUGAAGCAGACAUGGCUUAUCAAAAAUUCGUUCGUGCUUGGGAAUCACUUGUUAGAGACAAGACAAAGAAUAAUACAAAGAGUUUGGUUCUUUGGUCUAUAAUUAGAACUUUCUUAAAAGAAAACAUAUUAAUAGCAUUUUAUGCAUUAAUCAGAACUAUUUCUGCUGUAGUUUCACCUCUUAUACUUUAUGCUUUUGUUAACUACUCAAAUAGAACUGAGGCAGAUCUCAAACAAGGUCUUUCCAUAGUUGGUAUUUUAAUUCUAACCAAAUUAGUUGAUUCUCUGUCUCAAAGACAUUGGUUUUUUAACUCAAGGAGGUCAGGAAUGAAAAUGAGAUCAGCUCUUAUGGUGGCAAUUUAUCAAAAGCAACUAAAGCUUUCUAGCUCGGCAAGGACAAGACACUCGGCCGGUGAAAUUGUGAAUUACAUUGUAGUUGAUGCAUAUAGAAUGGGAGAAUUUCCAUGGUGGUUUCAUAUGGCAUGGGCUUCUGCACUUCAAAUUGUUUUGUCUAUUUUUAUUCUUUUUGGUGUUGUAGGUAUUGGUGCUCUUCCAGGUUUAGUCCCUCUUCUUAUAUGUGGACUCCUCAAUGUACCAUUUGCAAGGAUCCUACAAAAUUGUCAGUCACAGUUUAUGAUUUCACAGGACGAACGUCUUCGAUCAACUUCGGAAGUUCUAAAUAGUAUGAAGAUCAUUAAGUUACAAUCAUGGGAAAAAAAAUUUAAGAACUUAAUCGAGUCGCUACGUGAUAAAGAGUUUGUAUGGCUGUAUAAGGCACAGAUCCUGAGAGCUUCUAGUUCAUUUCUUUAUUGGAUGUCUCCUACUGUUAUAUCCGCCGUUGUUUUCCUUGGAUGUGCUGUUUCCAAAAGUGCACCAUUGAAUGCUGAAACCGUUUUCACAGUUCUUGCAACAUUGAGGAACAUGGGAGAACCAUUUAAAUUGAUCCCAGAGGCUCUUUCCAUUAUGAUUCAGGUGAAAGUUUCGUUUGAUCGUCUUAAUAACUUUUUGCUUGAUGAAGAGAUAAACAAUGAUGAUGGCGAAAGAAGCUUGAAGCAAUUUUCAGUUAAUGCUAUGGAAAUUCAAGAUGGAAACUUCAUUUGGGAUCAUGAAUCAGUGUCUCCAACUUUAAGAGAUGUUAAUAUAGAAAUCAGGCGGGGACAGAAAAUUGCAGUUUGUGGACCAGUUGGAGCUGGAAAAUCAUCUCUUUUGUAUUCAAUACUAGGAGAGAUUCCAAAGAUUUCAGGAACUGUUAAUGUAGGUGGAACUCUUGCCUAUGUUUCUCAGUCUUCUUGGAUACAAAGUGGAACAGUUCAAGAUAAUAUACUAUUUGGCAAGACCAUGGACAAAACAAGAUAUGAGAAAGCAAUUAAAGCUUGUGCCUUAGAUAAGGAUAUCAAUGAUUUCAGCCAUGGUGAUCUUACAGAAAUAGGUCAGAGAGGGAUCAAUAUAAGUGGAGGACAAAAGCAAAGGAUUCAACUAGCUAGAGCAGUCUACAAUGAUGCUGAUAUUUAUCUCCUUGAUGAUCCUUUUAGUGCAGUUGAUGCUCAUACAGCUGCAAUACUAUUCAAUGACUGUGUCAUGAAUGCUUUAAGAGAGAAAACAGUCAUUCUAGUUACUCAUCAAGUGGAGUUUCUCUCAGAAGUUGAUACUAUCUUGGUAAUGGAGGGUGGAAGAGUUAUUCAAUCAGGUAGUUAUGAGAAUAUUUUAACAUCUGGAACAGCCUUUGAACUACUUGUGAGUGCUCAUAAAGACAAAGUUACUGAGUUGAAUCGAGAUAGUGAAAAUAGAGGAGGUUACGAAAAUGAGGUUUUGCCUAAUCCUCAAGACUCUCAUGGUUUUCAUCUCACUAAAAAUAAAAGUGAGGGAGAGAUUUCUAGCAUCAAGGAUCCAAUUGGUACACAACUUACACAAGAGGAAGAAAAAGUGAUUGGUAACGUUGGAUGGAAGCCAUUUUGGGAUUAUAUUAAUUAUUCCAAAGGGACAUCCAUGUUGUGUUUAAUCAUGUUAGCACAAUCUGGUUUUAUGGCUUUGCAAACUUCAUCAACCUAUUGGCUUGCUAUUGGCAUUGAAAUUCCAAAAGUAACUAAUACCACCUUGAUUGGAGUUUAUGCAUUAAUUUCUUUUUCUAGUGCUGCUUUUGUAUAUUUAAGGUCUUACUUGACUGCACUUUUGGGAUUAAAAGCUUCUACUGCUAUUUUUUCAAGCUUUACGACAGCUAUCUUCAACGCUCCUAUGCUUUUCUUUGAUUCAACUCCUGUAGGAAGGAUUUUAACUAGGGCUUCAUCAGAUUUGAGUAUUUUGGACUUUGAUAUACCUUAUUCCAUCACCUUUGUAGCAUCAACAGCAAUUGAAAUUUUGGUGGUAAUUUGUAUAAUGGUUUCAGUCACAUGGCAAGUUCUCAUUGUUGCUGUUCCUGUAAUGGUUGCAUCAAUAUACGUUCAGCAAUACUAUCAAGCCGCUGCAAGGGAACUAAUACGGAUCAAUGGAACCACCAAAGCACCAGUUAUGAAUUUUGCAGCUGAGACAUCACUUGGAGUGGUUACUGUAAGAGCAUUCAACAUGGUAGACAGAUUUUUCAAAAACUACUUAAAACUUGUGGACACAGAUGCUUCAUUGUUCUUUCAUUCUAAUGUGGCGAUGCAAUGGAUGGUUUUAAGGAUUGAAGCACUUCAAAACUUGACUGUCAUCACAGCAGCUUUGUUGCUUAUUCUACAUCCUCAGGGAUAUGUAUCACCAGGCCUUGUGGGACUGUCUCUUUCUUAUGCUUUUUCCUUGACAGGAGCCCAAGUAUUUUGGACUCGAUGGUUUAACAACUUGUCAAACUAUAUUAUCUCCGUUGAAAGAAUCAAGCAAUUCAUUCACAUACCAGCUGAGCCUCCCGCCAUUGUGGAUAAUAACCGACCUCCAUAUUCGUGGCCUUCCAAGGGCAAGAUUGAUCUCCAAGGCUUGGAGAUUAGAUAUCGCCCUAAUGCUCCAUUAGUCCUUAAGGGAAUCACUUGUACUUUUCAAGAAGGAAGUAGGGUAGGAGUUGUUGGAAGGACUGGAAGCGGAAAAAGUACACUUAUAAGUGCUUUGUUUCGCUUAGUUGAGCCUUCAAAAGGUGAUAUUCUUAUUGAUGGAAUUAACAUAUGCUCAAUCGGGUUAAAGGAUUUGAGAACAAAGCUAAGCAUCAUUCCGCAAGAACCAACACUUUUCAAAGGCAGCAUUAGGACAAAUCUGGACCCUCUAGGCCUGUACUCAGAUGAUGAAAUAUGGAAGGCUGUAGAGAAAUGUCAGCUUAAGGAAACAAUCAGCAAGCUACCAAGUCUCUUGGACUCUUCUGUGAGUGAUGAAGGUGGAAAUUGGAGCUUAGGACAGCGGCAACUGUUUUGCCUUGGAAGAGUUCUACUUAAAAGAAAUAGAAUUCUUGUUCUAGAUGAAGCAACAGCAUCCAUUGACUCAGCCACAGAUGCAAUUCUACAAAGAGUAAUUAGACAAGAAUUCGAAGAAUGCACAGUUAUAACUGUGGCUCACAGAGUUCCAACUGUAAUAGACAGUGACAUGGUUCUGGUCUUAUCUUAUGGGAAACUGGUGGAAUAUGAUGAGCCUUCAAAGCUAAUGGACACAAACUCUUCAUUCUCUAAGCUGGUAGCUGAAUAUUGGUCUAGUUGCAGGAAGAAUUCCCUUCCAAACAUUAGCAGACAGCAACAAUGAAUACCAACUUUAUGAAAAAUAAACUGAAGGAAAAUUGUUGACAUCCCAAUAGUUAUGAGCCCAAAAGAAUAAAGAGAAAAAUUUGAUUCCUUGAAAAAAAAAUUAUAAAUAAAUCUACAUAUUUCAAUUUAGUUUCUCUCCCUAAUCUAUCUAUCUAUAAUAAAUAUAUUAAACCCUAGGCAAGUGUUGUGGAGAUGUCUCUCAACAAAUUCAAUCAGUAUUAUUUUGUGUUAAUAGACUUUUCAAAUUUUUAGUUUGUAAUAAUAGUCAAUUUGUCAUAAA